Molecule: messenger RNA, 2966 nt
Organism: Rattus rattus (black rat)
Lineage: Eukaryota; Metazoa; Chordata; Mammalia; Rodentia; Muridae
Gene: Chrna4
Product: cholinergic receptor nicotinic alpha 4 subunit
Exons: 6
Coding region: 130-2022 (630 amino acids)
Biological process (GO): monoatomic ion transmembrane transport; regulation of membrane potential; nervous system process
Cellular component (GO): synapse; postsynaptic membrane; neuron projection
Molecular function (GO): transmembrane signaling receptor activity; acetylcholine-gated monoatomic cation-selective channel activity
Source: RefSeq, a predicted model, not a curated record
CGAGCUGCGGAGCCGGGCUUAGGGACGAGCGGCCGCGGCACGGGGCAUGAAGUUGGGUGCGCGCGGGUCUCGGAGCGGAGGCGCGGCACAGCCGGGAGCCGCCCUCGUCUAGAGCCCGCUCGGUGCGCCAUGGAGAUCGGGGGCCCCGGGGCGCCGCCGCCGCUGCUGCUACUGCCGCUGCUGCUGCUGCUAGGGACCGGCCUCUUGCCUGCUAGCAGCCACAUAGAGACCCGGGCCCAUGCGGAGGAGCGGCUCCUGAAAAGACUCUUCUCCGGCUACAACAAGUGGUCCCGGCCAGUAGCCAAUAUCUCAGAUGUGGUCCUCGUCCGCUUUGGCUUGUCCAUUGCUCAGCUCAUUGACGUGGACGAGAAGAACCAGAUGAUGACAACCAACGUGUGGGUGAAGCAGGAGUGGCACGACUACAAGCUGCGCUGGGACCCUGGUGACUACGAGAAUGUCACCUCCAUCCGCAUCCCCUCUGAACUCAUCUGGAGGCCUGACAUCGUCCUCUACAACAAUGCGGACGGAGACUUUGCAGUCACCCACCUGACCAAGGCCCACCUGUUCUAUGACGGAAGGGUGCAGUGGACACCCCCGGCCAUCUAUAAGAGCUCCUGCAGCAUCGACGUCACCUUCUUCCCCUUCGACCAGCAGAACUGUACCAUGAAGUUUGGAUCCUGGACCUACGACAAGGCCAAGAUUGACUUAGUGAGCAUGCAUAGCCGUGUGGACCAACUGGACUUCUGGGAAAGUGGGGAGUGGGUCAUCGUGGAUGCCGUGGGCACCUACAACACCAGGAAGUACGAAUGCUGUGCCGAGAUCUACCCUGACAUCACCUAUGCCUUCAUCAUCCGACGGCUGCCGCUAUUCUACACCAUCAACCUCAUCAUCCCGUGCCUGCUCAUCUCCUGUCUCACCGUGCUGGUCUUCUAUCUGCCUUCGGAGUGCGGCGAGAAGGUCACACUGUGCAUCUCGGUGCUGCUUUCUCUCACCGUCUUCCUGCUGCUCAUCACCGAGAUCAUCCCGUCCACCUCGCUGGUCAUCCCGCUCAUCGGCGAGUACCUCCUCUUCACCAUGAUCUUCGUCACCCUCUCCAUCGUCAUCACGGUCUUCGUGCUCAACGUGCACCACCGCUCGCCGCGCACACACACCAUGCCCGCCUGGGUGCGUAGAGUCUUCCUGGACAUCGUGCCUCGCCUCCUCUUCAUGAAGCGCCCCUCGGUGGUCAAAGACAACUGCCGGAGACUUAUCGAGUCCAUGCACAAGAUGGCCAACGCCCCCCACUUCUGGCCAGAGCCUGUGGGCGAGCCCGGCAUUUUGAGUGACAUCUGCAACCAAGGCCUGUCACCUGCCCCAACUUUCUGCAACCCCACGGACACAGCAGUCGAGACCCAGCCUACGUGCAGGUCACCCCCCCACGAGGUCCCUGACUUGAAGACAUCAGAGGUUGAGAAGGCCAGUCCCUGUCCGUCGCCUGGCUCCUGUCCUCCACCCAAGAGCAGCAGUGGGGCCCCAAUGCUCAUCAAAGCCAGGUCCCUGAGUGUCCAGCAUGUGCCCAGCUCCCAAGAAGCAGCAGAGGAUGGCAUCCGCUGCCGGUCUCGGAGUAUCCAGUACUGUGUUUCCCAAGAUGGAGCUGCCUCCCUGGCUGACAGCAAGCCCACCAGCUCCCCGACCUCCCUGAAGGCCCGUCCACCCCAGCUUCCCGUGUCAGACCAGGCCUCUCCAUGCAAAUGCACAUGCAAGGAACCAUCUCCUGUGUCCCCAGUCACUGUGCUCAAGGCGGGAGGCAUCAAAGCACCUCCCCAACACCUGCCCCUGUCACCGGCCCUGACACGGGCAGUAGAAGGCGUCCAAUACAUUGCAGACCACCUCAAGGCAGAAGACACUGACUUCUCGGUGAAGGAGGACUGGAAAUACGUGGCCAUGGUCAUUGACCGAAUCUUCCUCUGGAUGUUCAUCAUUGUCUGCCUUCUGGGCACUGUGGGACUCUUCCUGCCUCCCUGGCUGGCUGGUAUGAUCUAGGGACGACGUGGUGCCCAGCUCCCACGUCUCUGUAGGGCCAUACGACUCGUCAGUCACCCACACCUUCCAAACCAGCUGGCCAUGAGACACCUAGGAGAGAGAUGAUGCUUCUUGGGAGCUGGAAGUUGGCCCUGGUUCUAGUCAGACUAUGGGCCUGGUUGGAGAGAAAUGAGGGCUGAUACAGUUGCAGGCUGAGUCCCCAUUAAAGUUUCUCCAGAGCAAGUGACAGUCACUCCCUGACUUACAGACAGCAUACACCCAUCUGUGUCACAGAGAAUGAUCCCGAGUUGAUCUCAGUUGUCCUUUGAGGCCACAAAAAAAUUCAUCCACCUUCAGGAACCAGAGCCUCUCAUGCUGUGGGAUCCAUAAGACCAGGAAACGCCCACUGUGCCUCUGCUGGCCACACCCUCUCCCUCCCCCAAGAAGUGGUCCCCUCAUCCCUCUAGGUUGGGCUACUCUCUGACUCAGAGGUGUCAGGGGUGAGCCCGGGCAGGUUUUUAUCUUGUUUAGGUUGGGACAAAUUGGUGAGAAACAGAACAGUGAGCUAUAUGGAUGGGUCCCACUCACAGGAGACCGAGUUCAGGCCCUCACAGGUAGACUGAAGCACCACAGGAAUCCUGCUUCCACCUCAGGGUCACAGGGCUCUGUGGUGAGCAUUUCCUAGGGUCCAGAGACCCCAGGAGGGCAAGAGCAUUGGGAGUCUCAGGGUUGUGAUGGAGCCAAAUCAUGUCCAGGGCCUGGACAUCCCCUCAUGGAUCUUCCUUGAUAUCCCUGUAUGCUUCUGCCUCUCUGGGAUUAGAAGGCUGAAGGUAAGACUUCUCAUGACAGUCCUGUGGUAUGGCCACAGUUCCUCCUCAAUAUGUCUCUCUAGACCAGCAGGAGUGAUGGGAAGCCCCUUCGAUGUUGUGGAAUAGGGUGAGCUGCCAAGAGACUCUAAGAAAACA